AUGCUAUUUUUGCGUCCCAUUAACAUCCGGGCUAUUGUCGACCUCAUAGAGCACUUGGGGUGGAGGGUGGUUCAUUACAUAUACGUUUCGAAUGAAGGUUUAAUGCGUGUUCAGCAGCUGUUUCAGGUGAUGGGGAAGAGCGAUCUUCAGAUGACCCUGAACGUCAAACGAGCAUCCGAUGUCAACUCAAGUUAUGUAAUCCUCAAGGAACUUCAUCAUACCAAUCCAGAGUUAGACAUCCAUGCCGUGCUGGAUAUGUCAAUACCUAUGGCGAGUGAACUAAUGAAUCUGCUGAGUGAGGAUCCCCGAGUCCACAACCGAAGAUUUCACUUCUUGCUAGUUGAGCCAGGAAUCCAAGAGUUGGACUUUACCAAAAUUAGAUUGUAUGGCUACAAUGUAAGUGGCUUCCAAUUGGUCGACUUCAAUAAUAUGACUGUUCGGCUAUUUCUCUCGGACUGGACGAAAAUCGACCCAGCAGAGUGGCCCGGGGCAGGAGUGAAAACAAUCACGUACGAGGCAGCGUUGGCAGUCGACGCUGUCAGUUUGUUCACGCGCGCAAUGAAGAACUUGUCCAAUUUCGGCCUUUUUGAGUCCCUUUUCAUCCGCGCUAAGAGUGGAGCCAACAGCAGCAAAACUUGUGCAGCUGAGCGUCUGAAUGUGUGGAACAAAGGUAAACAUGUGCUCAAGGCAAUGAAAGAGAUGGAGUUUGAUGGCCUUACUGGUCGAGUGGCAUUUGACAACAGAGGUCACCGCAAAGAGUUCACUCUAGAUGUUCUUGAUAUAGGAAUUACUCGCGGCGCAGUCAAGAUUGGUUACUGGACCCCGAAGGAUGGAUUGACUAUGCUGAAGCGUAAAAUGGUCCGCCCUAUUAACGCGCCUAGCUCUGAGAACAGAACAAGAAUUGUGACUACUAUCCAGACUCCUCCUUACAUAAUGAAGAAACCAAAGCCGAUAAAUGGUCACCCUCUUAUAGGUAAUGACAAGUACGAAGGAUAUUGUGUUGACCUUGCCCGAAAGGUUGCGCAUGAAGUUGGCUUUGACUACGUGUUCCAGAUGGUAAAAGAUGGCGCCUACGGUUCGAAACUUCCCAAUGAUUCGUGGAAUGGUAUGGUAGGAGAACUAAUAAGGCUGGAGGCGGACAUGGCCAUUGCCCCACUGACGAUCUCGGCUGUGCGGGAGAGGGUCAUUGAUUUCUCCAAACCCUUUAUGAGCCUGGGAAUCAGUAUUAUGAUCAAAAACCGGCGGACCAGAAAGCUCACCCCUAACGAGUGGCAUGUGGAAGAUGAGUCGAAUAUUACGAAUGAUUUUACCAUUUCCAACAGCCUCUGGUUUUCGCUGGGCGCCUUCAUGCAACAAGGAUGUGAUUUCUCACCUAAAUCGAUUUCUGGACGUAUAGUCGGAAGCGUGUGGUGGUUCUUCACUUUGAUUAUUAUUUCGUCUUACACUGCCAACCUGGCCGCUUUCCUCACCGUGGAAAGGAUGUCCACUCCAAUUGAAUCCGCUGAGGAUCUUGCCAAACAGACGGAAAUCGAAUAUGGAACUUUAAGGUCAGGCACAACAGAGGCUUUCUUUAAGACUUCUAAGGUAGCGGUCUAUGAGCGAAUGUGGGCUUAUAUGACAUCAAAAACACCCAGCGUCUUUACGGAUAAAAUCCAAGACGGCAUUUCUAGAGUUCGCGAGUCUAACGGAAAGUACGCUUUUCUCGUCGAAUCUUCUACCAAUGAUUACAUCAACAACCGUUUACCCUGUGAUACUAUGAAAGUCGGAUCAAAUCUCGACUCAAAGGGCUUCGGCAUUGCUACACCUGCCGGCUCCGACUUAGGAGAUAAGCUCACACUUGCUGUUCUCAAGUUACGCGAAGACGGAGAAUUAGAUAAGCUGCAAAAAUUCUGGUGGGUGGAGAAAGGUCAGUGUACGCCACAGGACAAGAAUACUGAUGGUGGCCAAAGCGCCCUUACAUUGUCCAACGUGGCUGGCAUCUUCUACAUCCUUAUCGGGGGACUCAUUUUAGCCAUCAUUGUCGCUAUCGCCGAAUUCCUUUACAAAUCUAAAGUAGACAGCAAGAAAUCGAAGACAUCAUUUGGACUUGCCCUGAAAUCAAAAGCCAGACUUUCUUUCCGAGGCCAUCCUGCUCGGGAAGAUAGCAGCUCGGGAACCCCACUCAGAAAGUCCAUGUCAACGUACACCUACUCGGGUCCAUCACAAAGAAAAAUCGACCAGAAAAAAAUCAAUUUUUUAAUUGAAAUUUCUCUCUUCUCUCUUUCUCUCUCUCUCUCUCUCUCUCUCUCUCUCUCUCUCUCUCUCAAUACAUAA
Acanthosepion pharaonis is the source of this 2313-nucleotide messenger RNA. The record is from the annotation of a GenBank genome assembly. Lineage: Eukaryota; Metazoa; Mollusca; Cephalopoda; Sepiida; Sepiidae.